Ceratotherium simum simum (southern white rhinoceros) is the source of this 1592-nucleotide messenger RNA. The record is from RefSeq and is a predicted model, not a curated record. NCBI's taxonomy places the organism in Eukaryota, Metazoa, Chordata, Mammalia, Perissodactyla, Rhinocerotidae.
GCCCAGGACAGACAGGAGUGGUCCCUGUGAGAGCAGCAGCUGCGGGCACCUGGGAGAGGGCGUGGCCAGCAGGAUGCGGGAGGGCCCCGUGCCGGAAGAGUCGGAGUCGGACCCGGGCUCCGGGGCGCCGUGCGCGGGCUCCUGCCACGCGCAGCGCGUCCUGCAGACCCUCAACGCUUACCGGCGGAGCGGCACCCUCACCGACGUGGUGCUGCGCGCCGGCGGCCGCGACUUCCCGUGCCACCGCGCGGCGCUCAGCGCGGGCAGCGCCUACUUCCGCAGCCUGUUCGCCGCCGGGCGGCCCGAGUGCGGCCUGUGGGUGCGCCACGACGCGCCGGCCCGCCGCGGGCAGCUGCGGCGCCUGCUGGAGCACGUGCGCCUGCCCCUGCUGGCGCCCGCCUACUUCCUGGAGAAGGUGGAGGCUGACGAGCUGCUGCAGACCUGCGGCGAGUGCCGCCCGCUGCUGCUCGAGGCCCGCGCCUGCUUCAUCCUGGGCCGCGAGGCCGGCACGCUGCGGGCCCGGCCGCGGAGAUUCAUGGACCUAGCUGAAGUGAUCGUGGUCAUCGGCGGUUGUGACCGUAAGGGGCUCCUGAAGCUGCCCUUCGCCGACGCCUACCACCCAGAGAGCAGGCGCUGGACGCCACUGCCCAGCCUGCCGGGCUACGCGCGCUCGGAGUUCGCCGCCUGUGCUCUCCGCAAUGACGUCUACAUCUCCGGAGGCCACGUCAACAGCCGUGACGUGUGGAUGUUUAGCUCCCAUCUGCACACCUGGAUCAAGGUGGCCUCACUGCACAAGGGCAGGUGGAGGCACAAGAUGGCAGUCGUGCAGGGCCAGCUGUUCGCGGUGGGCGGCUUCGACGGCCUGCGGCGCUUGCGCAGUGUGGAGCGCUACGACCCCUUCUCCAACACCUGGGCUGCCGUGGCGCCCCUCCCGGAGGCUGUGAGCUCGGCCGCGGUGGCGCCCUGCGCCGGCCAGCUCUACGUGAUCGGGGGCGCGGGGCAGGACGGCGUCAGCACGGACAAGGUGCAGUGCUUUGACCCCAAGGAGGACAGGUGGAGCCUGCGGUCCCCAGCGCCCUUCUCGCAGCGGUGUCUCGAGGCUGUGUCCCUCGAGGACACCAUAUAUGUGGUGGGGGGCCUCAUGAGCAGAAUCUUCACCUACGACCCUGGCACAGAUGUCUGGGGGGAGGCAGCUGUCCUCCCCAGCCGUGUGGAGAGCUGUGGCGUGACUGUGUGUGACGGGAAGGUCCACAUCCUUGGCGGGCGGGAUGAUCGUGGGGAAAGCACCGACAGGACCUUCACCUUUGACCCCAGCAGUGGGCAGGUGGAGGCCCAGCCGUCCCUGCAGCGCUGCACCAGCUCCCAUGGCUGUGUCACCAUCGUCCAGAGCCUGGGCAGGUGACUAAACUUGGACAGCCUGAGCCAGGGGGCAGAGAGAGAAGGGAGAACCCGGGCUCACCACUCUGCUCCCCUCCUGGCCUCCAUGUAAAUAGCCCCUUAACUUAUUGCCCCCUUUCCUUGUAGAAAUAAAACCUCGUUCAAAGGUUGGGUCUGUGUUCCGGCUCGAGCCUGCUUUGCCUGGAGAAGUAAUG